AUGGAACAGUGGAAAAAUAAAGUUGCAGUUGUAACAGGUGCUUCAGCCGGUAUUGGUGCUGCAAUUGCUGUGGACCUGGUUAAAGCUGGAAUGAUCACAAUCGGAUUAGCUCGAAGGGUUGAAAAAGUUGAAGCUCUGAAGAAAGAUCUUCCCGAAAAUCUUCAAAGAAAUCUUCAUGCUGUGAAAUGUGACGUGUCCAAGGAAGAUGAUAUCGUGAGAGUUUUUCAAUGGAUUGAUACGAAAUUCAAAGGAAUUGAUGUAUUAAUCAACAAUGCCGGAAUAGUUAGACAAACUGAGCUUAUUAAUAAGGAUAAUUCUACUGCAGUUCGUGAAGUGAUAGACACAAACGUUCUUGGUCUUGUCUUCUGUACCAGAGAAGCUUACAAGUCCAUGGAAAAGCACGGAAGAAAUUCUCAUGUUGUUCAUAUGAACAGUACAGUUGGACACGAUCUCAUCCGAAAUCUUCAAUCGCCAUCUACCAAUAUAUAUCCUGCAAGUAAAUAUGCAGUUACAGCUAUUACAGAACUUCAUCGUCAAGAGUUCAUCCGCAGCAAAAAUCAUAUCAAAGUGACAUCAGUGAGUCCAGGAUUAGUGAGAACUGAAAUGACUCAAUGGGAUGGUGUUGAUUUGGCUUCUGCAAUGCCAUUUCUAGAAGCAGAGGAUAUAUCACAAAGUAUCCUAUAUAUCUUAGGGACUCCACCACAUGUUCAAGUCCACGAGUUAAUCAUCAAGCCAUUUGGAGAAUGGUUUUAA
Molecule: messenger RNA, 753 nt
Organism: Phlebotomus papatasi
Lineage: Eukaryota; Metazoa; Arthropoda; Insecta; Diptera; Psychodidae
Product: farnesol dehydrogenase-like
Exons: 2
Coding region: 1-753 (250 amino acids)
Molecular function (GO): oxidoreductase activity
Source: RefSeq, a predicted model, not a curated record